Candida tropicalis MYA-3404 is the source of this 2511-nucleotide messenger RNA. RefSeq names its product Dap2p (gene DAP2). The transcript has a single exon. Lineage: Eukaryota; Fungi; Ascomycota; Pichiomycetes; Serinales; Debaryomycetaceae. Gene Ontology annotation, molecular function: serine-type endopeptidase activity; dipeptidyl-peptidase activity. The record is from RefSeq and is a predicted model, not a curated record. Bases 1 to 2511 code for a protein of 836 amino acids. Gene Ontology annotation, biological process: proteolysis.
AUGUACGGAAUAAGUCUGGAAUAUCUUAAAGAAACAGGGGGAACUACACCUCGAAGAUCAAUGUCUUCAUAUAAAAGAUACAUAUAUUAUGGAACCUUAUUGGCUGUACUUCUUUAUGGAACUUCAUUUUUACUUAUAACUAUAGAAAGAUUCUCCACUACAUUUGAAUUACAAUCCAUCUCAGCAUUCAGCAACAAUAAUGAUGAACUACCAGAGUUUGCCAGCCCGUCUACACGAUCGACAGAUUUUAAAGGGAAAAUUCCUUUGAGCAAGAAGAUUUAUGAUGAUCAUGUCUUGGCUCCAAAAUUACACUCCAUUCAAUGGAUCAAAACCCCAGAAUCCAUUUACGAUGAUCAAGGUACUUAUGUCAUUAAAGAAGAAGAAAAGGAUAAAGAUUCUGGUUUUAGGGUUGUUGUCAAAUCUUUAGCUGAUGAAUCCUAUGAAAAAGUUUUAAUUGAAAGUAGUAAAUUCAAAUACAAGGGCAGAGAACAUGAAAUUACAGAUUACAUAGCAUCUCCAGAUUUAUCCAAAGUUAUUUUGAAGACUGAUGUGACUAGUCUCUGGAGAUAUUCAUCAGUUUCACUUUACUGGGUAUUGGAUAUUGAGAGCAAGACAAUUGAACCUAUUUAUAACGAGAUUGAUAAAAUUUCAACAGUAUCUUGGUCACCAGAUUCAAACAAGAUUGCUUUUAUUUUUGAUAACAACUUAUACUAUAAAUCACUUCAGCUGAAUGAAAUUGUACAAAUAACUUCAGAUGGCUCUCCAUCCAUUUUUAAUGGGAAACCAGAUUGGGUGUAUGAAGAAGAAGUUUACGGAUCAGAUAAAGUUUUCUGGUGGUCUCACAAUAGUGACAAGAUUGCCUUUUUAAGAUCAAACAACACUGAAGUUCCAGAGUUUACCCUUCCAUUCUAUGCACAAGAGGAACAUCUUGAUUAUCCAGAGAUUGUCAAGAUUAAGUAUCCAAAAGCAGGAUAUCCUAAUCCAAUUGUAGAUGUUUUAACAUAUGAUUUGGAAAAGGACAAGGUACACGAACAUGAUUUGAAAUCCAAAACUAUUGAUAUUCACAACAGAUUAAUUACUGAAGUUGUCUGGAUCGGCGAAUCCUUGAAAGUGAAAACAUCUAACCGUCAUAGUGACUUGUUGGAGAUUUUCUUGAUCAGCCGUAACGAGAAAGUUUCUUUGAUUAGAACUUUACAUGCUGAAGACUCGUGGUUUGAAGCCUCAGCUUCCACUGUUCAUAUUCCAGCCAAUGAAACUCUUGGCAGAAAGUAUGAUGGUUAUUUAGAUAUCGUCGUUGAAGGCGGUUACAAUCAUUUGGCUUAUUUUUCUCCACCUGAUAGUCCAGACUAUGAAUUGUUGACAAAGGGUAACUGGGAAGUAACUGAUGGAGUUGUAUUUGAUGAUGCUUCCAACACUGUUUAUUUCACCAGUACAGCAAAAUCCCCAAUCGAAAGACAUGUUCAUGCUAUUGAAUUGUUAGACAGAACCAACAAUGGAUUGCCAUAUAUUAAAGACAUAACCACUAAAGAAGGUUGGUAUUCUGCAUCAUUUUCAUCAGGUGCUAGAUUUUUGUUUUUGUCUGAUUUGGGGCCAGGUGUUCCAACCCAAAGGGUAAACGAUUUGAAAAUGAACAAGAAUGUCAAGACUAUUGAAGACAACGCCGAGUUGGUUGCCAAAUUGAGAGACUAUAUCAUCCCAGAAGUUAAAUAUUCACAGGUUGAAUUGACAGAUGAAGAAGGUGGUAAGUUUUUGGCCACUGCCAUGGAGACAUUACCUUUGAAUUUUGACAAGAAGAGAAAGUAUCCUGUAUUGUUUUUUAUCUAUGGUGGACCUGGAUCCCAAACUGUUACCAAGAAGUGGGCUGUUUCUUUCAGUUCAUUAAUUGCUGCCGAAUUAGAUGCCAUUGUUGUUACUGUUGACGGUAGAGGUACUGGUUUUAAUAACUUGAACUAUAAAUUAGGAUCCAAGUUUAAAUUUAUUGUGAGAGACAAAUUGGGUAAAUAUGAACCGCUUGAUGUUAUUGCUGCAGCCAACAAAUGGGCCGAAAAAUCAUAUGUUGAUCCUGAAAGAAUUGCCGUUUGGGGUUGGUCCUAUGGUGGAUUCUUGACCUUGAAAACUUUGGAAACCGAUGUCAAGAACCCAAUUUUUAACUAUGGUGUUGCCAUCGCCCCAGUGACAAGAUGGAGACUUUAUGAUUCCAUCUAUACUGAACGAUAUUUGAACACUCCAGCUGAAAAUCCAUACGGGUAUGAAACUGGUAGUAUUCAGAAUGUAACAAAUUUCAAACAUGUCAAGAAGUUUUUUAUUGGUCAUGGAAGUGGGGAUGAUAAUGUUCAUGUGCAACAUACUUUACAAUUAUUAGAUGAGUUUAAUCUUGCAGAAGUUGAAAACUACGAAUUUAUGAUUUUCCCAGAUAGCAAUCAUGCUAUGAAUUAUCAUAAUGGACAAAAAGUUGUUUAUGAUAGAAUCUUGCUGUUUUUCAGAAGAGCUUUCGACUGGGAGUUUGUAUAA